GAGCACCCAUGGAAAACAACAACUGUUGUAUUGCGAAUUUGUGAGGAGCCAGUUUUUGUCAGUGUAAAUUUUUCCAGAAAUUACUCUGCGAUAUUAAAAACCUCGUCGUACUUGCUUAACUUUAUGUGGGCAUAAUCGGUACAAUGCUUUUCCAGUCCAGUAGAACGGUCCUCCGUCGCGUACUACCAUCCGUUUGUCGCUGGAAACUGGGUGUUCCUUUUCCGUGUACAUCUGCACGGUUGUUCAGCAGCCAGCCACGUCCACCAGUAUCUCCCAGUCCCGGCCGUGCCAUUGCCGCAGGAGAUCUGGUACAGUCGGCUGAUCCCUGGCUGUGGGCGUUCAACGACACGGCAUACAAAAAACGCUGUGCCCACUGCUUCCAAGAGCGCGGGCAUCUGCACGAGUGUCCCGGGUGUCGCGUGCAUCGCUACUGUAGCACUGCUUGUCAGGAAGCGGACUGGAAGAAGGAACACGAAGUGGAGUGUGCGCUGAUCAAAGGCAUUGAGUCCAACAUGGACAAACUGCAAUCCAUGUGGGCACUGUUCGGUCUGUCUCGUCUGUCAGAACACGACCGGAUGCCUGCGACGUUUGUUCUGCUGGCCAAACUUGCGCACAAAGUUAAGGAGAACGCCGUGUCGGAUAUUCCCGAUCUUGGCCAGUUGCCGGCAAAGGACAUCGUUAACUUGUUCCGCUACCGCCCCAUCCUGGACCCCGAAGAUCCAGUUGUGAACUUCACUAACAUGCAGCUGUCUGCAUUGGGUGAUUUGUUGGGGACACCUGGUUCGAGAUUAGCGGACUACUCCCAAAUGAUCCAUUACGAUGCCUUCCCCAUUCGACAGCCAAGCGGAACCCUGGCGGGUGUGGCCAUGUACCCGACACUGCGCUAUCGUGCCAUGACGCCGGUGUGUCUGGAUGUCAACGUGACCAUGGGGAUGCAUGGCCGACGUUUGAUGGUGUUCGCGACGGAAGAUAUUCCCAAUUACACCGGGCUGCGCGACUUACGCUGCAAUGUAACGAGCCACCGUCCUUACGCAGAGUCGCGUGAGUCGCGUCGUAACGGUUUUGAAUACUAUAACCUCGACGAAGCUUGCACGUGCCAGAAAUGCACGCGAGAAUUUGAAGCUGAGAUGAAUCCCUUGCAGUGCGUGACGCCUGGUUGUAUUGCGCGCAUUCCCAGUGAUGCGCGGGCCGUGAAACCGUGUCCGCAGUGUGGCGCGAACAACAGCGGACAGCUCCUGCGCUUUCACCGGCUUGAGAAGAAGCUUGAUAACGCUCGGAAAGAUGAACCGAAAACCAAACCGGUCCUCGGUGCCAUAACAGGCUUAAUUGUAAAGAGAAGGGGCGAAAUCAUCUGGAAGCAGGACUUCGGUCAUGAAAAGGAAGAGAAACCCGAUGCGGGGUGCUUUAAGGAAGUCGAAAAUGCCGGGAUUUUGCAGUCCGAUGCCCAUCUUCGUUACGUGUAUGGUUGGGAUGUGAAGAACUGGUUUGCUGAUCUGAAGCAUUUCGAGGAUGACUGGAAACUGAUGCAGGAGAUGGUUGCGUGUGUGCGGAAAUUCCAUCCACGGUAUGAGCUGACCCGUGCUGCCCGUCUGAUGAUGGCGGCUAAUUAUGGUAGCGCUGCACUCGCUAAGGUCAAGUUGGAAGCGACAUCCUUAAGCUCUGAACUGGACCGAAUCCGCCUGGAAUCCGCUGUAGCCAGCGCUCUCCCGAUCGUUGUGGAUUACGCCAAAGAAGCCCGCGAUAUCUUCGCUAAACUGUAUGGUGAAGACUCAUCCGAGGUGAAGAACAUGGAUCACAUGUUGGCGUCUUGCCCGAGCGGGAAUGUUGGGAAGAAACACAGUGACAUCUGAAGUCAUCGGCAGAGAUUUCUCCCCUGUGGAGCGACUUUUGUGCACUACGAGUUUCUUGUCGGCACUUUGCGGCUGCUGGUGAUGAAUUCGGUUGCUGUUUUCACUUUUCAUUACAAAUAUCUGGGUUACCUGCUCCGAGAUGAAACUAUUAACUAUUGAAUGCCUUUACUUAACUUUGCUCACAUACAGUUAGCUUACAGAUUACAGGGUAUUGUAGAAGGUAGUAGAAACGCUCAUUUA
Molecule: messenger RNA, 2090 nt
Organism: Paramacrobiotus metropolitanus
Lineage: Eukaryota; Metazoa; Tardigrada; Eutardigrada; Parachela; Macrobiotidae
Exons: 7
Coding region: 144-1850 (568 amino acids)
Cellular component (GO): nucleus
Source: RefSeq, a predicted model, not a curated record